This is a messenger RNA of Naegleria fowleri, 717 nucleotides long. RefSeq lists its product as uncharacterized. Gene Ontology annotation, biological process: cell motility; actin filament organization. NCBI's taxonomy places the organism in Eukaryota, Heterolobosea, Eutetramitea, Acrasida, Naegleriidae. The record is from RefSeq and is a predicted model, not a curated record. Gene Ontology annotation, cellular component: plasma membrane. The coding region runs from base 1 to 717 and encodes 238 amino acids. The transcript has 2 exons.
AUGACGGUUGCCUCCUCAUUAAUCGCGAGCAAUCUAACAUCCUCUACAAAACCAACAACAACAUCGCGCACCUAUCAAGCCACCGAUGAAGUGAAUCAAUUGAUUCUUCAGUCUAUUCGCAAUCAUCAAAAUUUUCUCAACACCAAAUACGAUCCCGAUAACUCAGACCACAAAAACCUUCUCAAAAGUAUUUUUAAAAUUAUUUUCGGAAAGCAAUUGAAAGAUGAAGAAUUGUAUGACUGCCAGCAAUGGACAAUGGCUGGUUUUCAAAACAGAGACCCAACAACUGAUCUUCGAAGUCUGGGAUUACUAGGACUUUCUACAAUGGAAUAUCUUUGUAAAUAUCAUACAAACACUGUGAAGAAUGAAUACAUGAAUAGAGAAUAUCCGUUUGCAUGUUGUGUGUUUGCAAUUGUUAAUUUCAUGAUUAAGGAAAUGGAUAUGAGAAAUAUUACAACCACGCCACAAGAUAGCCACUUUGUUUUACUCAUGAAAAAGGAAUUAUAUUUCAAUAGGGACAAGUUAAAACAAAUGGAUUUAUUUGAGAGACUAUUUUGCAUUGCAUUUGAAUAUUUUGAUAAGCUGUGGGUCAAGUACAAAGCAGGCUACAUGGACUUUAGUGUCAUGUAUGACAUAUUUGCACACAAUAUUAUUCAAAUUUUAAAGAAGGAACCUGCAUCAUUUAGUGUGUUCAAAUUUUUAUUACUGGAAUGGUGA